Messenger RNA from Fusarium musae, 2250 nucleotides. It is a transcript of the gene BIK5, whose product is annotated as Bikaverin cluster transcription factor bik5. Lineage: Eukaryota; Fungi; Ascomycota; Sordariomycetes; Hypocreales; Nectriaceae. The transcript is spliced from 3 exons. The record is from RefSeq and is a predicted model, not a curated record. Gene Ontology annotation, molecular function: DNA-binding transcription factor activity, RNA polymerase II-specific; DNA binding; zinc ion binding. Bases 1 to 2250 code for a protein of 749 amino acids. Gene Ontology annotation, biological process: DNA-templated transcription; regulation of DNA-templated transcription.
AUGGACUCUACUUUGGGCAGUCUCUCCAUGCCAGGCCUGGCUCAAUCGCACGUCCAAGUGCGGACCUGCAUCCACUGUCGCCAUCGCAGAGUCAAAUGCGACCGCCAAUUCCCCCAAUGCUCUAAUUGCAUCAGAUCCGAAGUCAACUGUAUCUACCCUCCCGGUAGAGGGAGAGCACCAAAGAGGCCGAAGCGCAGCCUUGCGCCUCAACUAUCGGAGCGUUUGUCCCGCCUUGAGAGCAUCAUUGGACAGUUCGGUGCUGCUGCCAGAGACAACCAGGAUACCCCGCAGACUGCGCAAGACAGUGAGGGCCAUUCGUUUGAGCAGGACUUUAGUCGUCUCAAGGUUGACGAGUCAAAGAGUUACUAUGUGAACAAUGCAUUAUGGGUCACUUUAUCCAAUGAGGUUGAGGAGCUACGUGAUCUUUUAUUUGAGCCUGCUAGUGAGGACGCUGGCUACGAGCCUUCAAUCGCUUCAUCAGCCACCACCGCCGCUACCUCACCAUCAGAUCCUCAGUUAGGACUCAAUGCCGCUAUUUUUGGCUACCGCGCAAUUGCUUCACCUCUCUAUCACUACCAUCCCUCACUGCAACAAGCUGUCACGCUCUUUGCCGCAUUCAGUGAGAAUGUCGCGCCGCUCGUCCGCAUAUUUCACAUGCCGACCUUGACAAGAAUCUACUGGGAUGCCAUCGCUUCUCUUGGCACCGUCGACAAGCAUACCGAGACCCUGUUAUUUACUAUCCAUUAUUCAGCUGUCAUCAGUCUCAACCCGGAGCAAUGUCUCAAUAUUCUGGAUGAGACUCGUGAAGCGGCACUGGAAAGAUAUCGAUUUGCAGUUGAACAGGCUCUCGCUCAAGGCAACCUCCUCAGCACUCAGAGCAUGACCAUGUUGCAGGCCGCAGUACUCUUUUUGUCUGCACUACCAAAUGAAGAUGAUUCGCGCGCUGCAUGGGCACUCACAUCGCUGGUCUUUCACAUCGCAAGGACAAUGGGUCUUCAUCGCGAUGGCACCAUCUUCGGGCUAAAACCCUUUGAGACUGAGCUGCGCCGCCGGUUAUGGUGGCAGAUCUGCAUCAUUGAUAGUCGCUCGUCAGAAUAUCACUGCAAUGAGCCUAUUGCGCAGGGCUUCAUCACAGAUACAAAGCCUCCACUGCACAUCAACGAUGUUGACUUGUCACCUGAGAUGGUGGAGCCUCCAGCUGAAAGAUGGGACCACGCGACUGAUAUGACGCUCACGUCGAUUCGAUGUGAGGCUAUACAGACAGGUCUGAAGUUGGGUCGCAUGAGACACAAGCAGAACAAAACAUCAGACGAUGGAGGUACCCCAAGGGUAGAUGACGCCUCUGAUUCUCCCAAGAGUCUGGCUCAAGAAUUGGAAAGUCGAUUGCGGGAUAAAUAUCUGCCUAUCUGCGAUACUUCAGUACCAUUUCAACUUCUAUCUUCAGCGGUGGCACAGAUCAUCCUCGGACGAUUUUGGCUUAUUACCCAGUACUCAGUAGUGUCACGGGAAAAGGGUGUCGAUGGUAAAAGCACGAGUACCCAAUUCCCUCCUACUCCCAACACCGCAGGCCAGCUAGAGAACAGAGUACGCGAUGAGCUCUUCCAGACUUCGAUCAAGAUACUUGAGGUAUCAGGCAUGCUUCUCACAAACAAAGAGAUCAUACAGUUCACAUGGUACUCCAAGACUCACAUCCAGUGGGGUGCCAUGGCAUUUGUCCUCUCUGAGCUUUGCGCUCGACCUCAAUCACCGCAAUGUGAUCAGGCUUGGGACUGUGUAACGACAGUUUACGAGGGAUGGAAAGUCGAUGAGAGCAGGCAAGAUGAGACUCGCCUUGCCUUGUGGAGACCUAUAAAGAGGCUCAUGGCUAAGGCUCGCUAUGUUAAAGAGAUGCAGCAGACUACUCCAGGGCGGUCGUCCAACACUGGUCGUAAGGUUCAGAGAAGAGAUCCGGUCUUGUACUCUCCUUCACCGGGGCUUUUUUCGCAGUAUCCAACACCAGCGUACUCUAAUAGUUGGUAUGGACCGUUGCAGCAGACACCACCUUCGAUAUCAGCGUCAGAAGCAUCGCUACCCGGUAUGUCAUCAGUGCCACUUGAUGGUUCUAGUCAGUCGGAUGCUUUGCAAAGAGUGCUUGGCACGGAACCUUUAGGCCCUUUUAUGGACAUGAUUCCGGAAUGGCCUUGGGUAGAUGCUGAACAUGGGGCUUCAUCUCUGGCGGGGUUUGAUCUUGGGCCACCGAGAUUCAAUUGA